AUGGCGGGGGCAGGACGACAACAACAACGGCAGGGGAAAGACGAUGACGGCAAGGGGCAAGACAAUGAUGGCAAGGGGCAAGACAAUGACGACGGCAGCGGGGGUGAAGGGUGCCCCCACCCUUGCCCCUCAUCCACACCCUCGUCUUCUCCCUCGCCCUGUCGCCCUCUGCCUUGCCCUGUUGCCCCUCGUCUGCCCCUCUCUCAUCCCUUGUUUGCCCACUUCCUCGCUGUCUCGCCCCUCGUCCGUCCACCCCUGGCAUCCCUCGUCCACCCCUGGCAUCCCUCGUCCACCCCUGGCAUCCCUCGUCCACCCCUCAUCGGUCCCUUGUCAACCCCUCAUCCACCCCUCACUCGCCCUCGCCCCUUGCUUGCCCCUUGCUUGCCCUCGCCCCUUGCUUGCCCUCGCCCUCUGCCUUGCCCACUCUCCCUCUCGCCCACUCGCCCUUUCACCCACUCGCCCUUCUGCCCACUCGUCCUUCUGCCCACUCGCCCACCUCGCCUUUGCCCUUUCGCCCUUUCACCAUCACUGUCACCAUUUGCCAUCGCCGUUUGCCCUUCACCGCCCUUCACCUCCUGCUCAGCACCCGCCACUAGCAGCCCAAGCAGAAGGGGGAGCAUGAGGAGGGGGGAGCAUGAGCACCCGAAGAAUCCCCACAAGCACCCGAAGAGGCCCAACGAGCACCCGAAGGGGCAGAGGGGGCAGAAGGGGGCCCCACGAGUGCAGGAGGGGGCGGAUGGGUCCCCAAUGAGCACAGGAGGUGCAGAUGGGCCCCCCAUGAGCAGCAGAGGGGGCGGAGAGCACGGGUGGAGAGCGUGGAGGGGGUGGAAGUGGCCCCAUGAGGGGUUGAGGGAGCCCCAACGAGCGCAGGAGGGGGCAGAGAGGGCAGAAGGGCCGUGGGGGGGACCUGUACCUGCAUCCCUGAGCAGAAACAGCGCGUCAUAG
Messenger RNA from Cyclocybe aegerita, 945 nucleotides. NCBI's taxonomy places the organism in Eukaryota, Fungi, Basidiomycota, Agaricomycetes, Agaricales, Hemipholiotaceae. The record is from the annotation of a GenBank genome assembly.